Alternaria atra is the source of this 2355-nucleotide messenger RNA. RefSeq lists its product as uncharacterized. Lineage: Eukaryota; Fungi; Ascomycota; Dothideomycetes; Pleosporales; Pleosporaceae. The record is from RefSeq and is a predicted model, not a curated record. Bases 1 to 2355 code for a protein of 784 amino acids. The transcript is spliced from 3 exons.
AUGGCAGCUCCUGCUCACUUGCAAGGCGUCAACAACAGGUCAGACGUCACUUCCACACCUUCUCCUGUGCAUACGCAUGGACCAGAGCUACAAAUUCUACUCGCUAUCGAGCCCAAGUCGUCCAUGGGUACAUCUAGGAAGGCGGAUACACCGACACAUUCGAAGACACUUCACCAACGCUCUACAUCUCAGUCUACCGCGGACGGAACCAGUAAAAUUAUGGGCGAAGUCAACAGCAAAGAUACCAGUGCUGCAUUCCCUCCUCUUCCAUCACAGACUCCAGAGUGCAUGACGGCCGCCGACACACGAGAAGAACCAACCACAACGACUGCGGCCUCACCAUCUGUCGCGACGGAGACGUAUACAAGGAGCAUCUCAAGCAUCGUCACUUCGUCUAUCAAUAAUGCGGACACAAAUGAGAGUCCCGAGGCUGGCAUCACCGAAGAUCAUACUCGUCCAAUUCGCCACUCACCACCCAUAAGUCCGGGUGCAGGUGCAGAUGCAAUUACAUGGUGGGAGAGUGGGAGAAAUGCAUCCUAUGACAGUAUAACUUCCGAUACUCUCUUGGCUAGUUCCAGAUCUGUGAGUGGCAAUGCCUUCAGUCAAAGAUCUCUAUCGCCCACUGAAUCGCCAACGCUCGGUCCUGCGUUACCACCAGCUGCGUCCGACGAUCCAGAUGGAGGCCAGGACAACGUACCAUCCGGUUCACUGGUCACUUCGGAGGAGUCUUCUCGUUCAGAGAUCGUUUACGUCAUGGCUCCCAAGACAUUUGAACCCUUCCCGCGGUCAGUUUACUUCCGUCCAUAUCGUCGUCCGAUUCCCCUGGACCGGAUAGAAAAGUCCAAGGAAGUUCCCAUCAUGAACAAAGAAUCAAGGCUUCCUAUCCUGAAUAGACACUGGCAUUCCAGUGCGGUCACUCGACGAACACUGAAGACUUUCUGGAUAUCGGCGAGGCAGUGGACACCUGCAGCCAAUGCGCAGGCCCAAGCUGAAGCCACAGCCAGAGUCACGACCAGAGCUACAGCCACAGCAACUGAUGGUGUUCAUGAUGCUCCUGCUCUAAGGAAGUGGCCGCCACCAGAGAAGUCAUGCAUAGAAGGGUUCAAGCGCGGAUUCUCGCAAUAUCACAUUCGAAAGAACCAUAUCGAUCCGCCGCCAGGGUUAUGCCAACAGGUCCUGGACGCCGCUUUUGAAACUUGGUUACAUUCCUCGAACAACGACGAUAGAUGGGUAAGGGAAUACAAGGCUUGGGAGACUUCGCAAGGAGAUAGCGGGCAACCUGUACAGCCGCUUCGAGUACCAAACAGGAGUGACCAACAACCUCCAGCUUCAUGGGAAGACGAUAUGCAACGUCUGCCGCCACGACGAACAGCUCGACAAAUUUUACUGUCAGCGAUAACCUGUUCAAUCGGAAAAUCUAUAACCGUAAAUCUUCGAGGCGGCGCUGGGACAUCUGACCCAAUGGAUAGUGAGCCUCUGGAAGAAGACGAACCAGCGAACGCACUAGGAGGUAGCCCUAUCCACAGCCCUGAAAACAACCCUCUAGCGGAAGACAUACCCAACGAAUCCGGAGACCACACCAGGAACGACGCCCUUUUAGGAUCCACACCACCCUCCAUAUCCGAUUCCUGGAUACCCGAUAAUGACUAUGGGACCUUUGUAUACAGGCCGGGUCCCCCUCGGUCGCACCACUCAGCAUUAUCUGGAUAUACGACUGACCUGUCACGCGCUGCCUCUUCGGCUUUCCGCGAGCAAAAUGAAAGAGCAGAAGAAGGAGAAGAAGCCACGGCUGCAACGUUACAGGGGGCGGCGACGGCAUUAGGGCAGCCGUCCAAUGGAAGCGGGAUCCCUACUCCAGGUAAUGAGGGUGAUGUUCCUUCUCGCAGGAGGUUUUCCUUCGAGACUCAGCCGUCUUCCGGAUCACGCAGUGGACGCGUGAGCUCAAAUACCGAUAAUGUCAUAGCUUGGAUACCGCCCUCUCCUUCACCACGCAGUAGACGCACAAGUUCAAACCUAGAUGAUGCCACUGGAUCAUCUGGCAAACGCACAAACUCGGACGUGGAUGAGAUCAUGGGUGAAGACGACCCCCUCAUCAACCCACGUCCAGCCUCCGUACCUUCUACCAAUAACGUUCCAACCGGAGUUCCGCCUCUUAGUAUCGCCUACAACGAGAUUGCGAACAUACAACCUGCCAUACCCUCUACAAGACUACGCAGACGGGACGUGCUUCGUCAUGCUGCCAGACGGGAACAGCUUCGAGAGCGGAUUCGGGGACACCUCCUCCGAGCAUUCAGGAACAUGCUUGUUAUGGGUUCAAACGAGAGGAAACUCAUACGCAAGAAGAAGAAGGAAUGA